This is a messenger RNA of Erinaceus europaeus (western European hedgehog), 3145 nucleotides long. It is a transcript of the gene USP5, whose product is annotated as ubiquitin specific peptidase 5. NCBI's taxonomy places the organism in Eukaryota, Metazoa, Chordata, Mammalia, Eulipotyphla, Erinaceidae. The record is from RefSeq and is a predicted model, not a curated record. Gene Ontology annotation, molecular function: zinc ion binding; protein binding; cysteine-type deubiquitinase activity. The transcript is spliced from 20 exons. Gene Ontology annotation, biological process: protein deubiquitination. Bases 61 to 2637 code for a protein of 858 amino acids.
GGGGGUGGGGAACUAGGAACGGUGGGAGCCGCUGUGUGUGGAGGAGCAGCUGCCGGUGUCAUGGCGGAGCUGAGUGAGGAGGCGCUGCUGUCAGUAUUACCGACGAUCCGGGUUCCGAAGGCUGGAGACCGGGUCCACAAGGACGAGUGCGCCUUCUCCUUCGACACACCGGAGUCUGAGGGAGGCCUCUACAUCUGCAUGAACACAUUCCUGGGCUUCGGGAAGCAGUAUGUGGAGAGACACUUCAAUAAGACUGGCCAGCGCGUCUAUCUGCACCUCCGGCGGACCCGGCGCCUGAAAGAGGAGGACAUCACCACAGGCACCGGUGACCCGCCCCGGAAGAAGCCCACGCGGCUGGCUAUUGGUGUCGAAGGCGGCUUUGACCUCAGUGAGGACAAGUUUGAAUACGAGGAGGACGUGAAGAUUGUUAUUUUGCCGGACUACCUGGAGAUCGCCCGGGAUGGUCUGGGGGGACUGCCUGACAUCGUCAGAGAUCGGGUAACCAGUGCGGUGGACGCUCUCCUGUCGGCCGACUCAGCCUCCCGCAAGCAGGAGGUGCAGGCCUGGGAUGGGGAAGUGCGCCAGGUAUCUAAACAUGCCUUCCACCUCAAGCAGCUGGACAACCCAGCUCGGAUCCCUCCCUGCGGCUGGAAGUGCUCCAAGUGUGACAUGAGAGAGAACCUGUGGCUCAACCUGACAGAUGGCUCCAUCCUCUGUGGCCGGCGCUACUUCGACGGCACUGGGGGCAACAACCACGCUGUGGAGCACUACAGGGAGACCGGCUACCCGCUGGCAGUCAAGCUGGGGACCAUCACACCCGAUGGAGCUGAUGUGUACUCAUACGACGAAGAUGACAUGGUCCUGGACCCCAACCUGGCCGAGCACCUGUCCCACUUCGGCAUCGACAUGCUGAAGAUGCAAAAGACGGACAAGACGAUGACAGAGCUGGAGAUAGACAUGAACCAGCGGAUUGGCGAGUGGGAGCUAAUCCAGGAGUCAAGCGUGCCCCUCAAGCCCUUGUUUGGGCCCGGCUACACAGGCAUCCGGAACCUGGGCAACAGCUGCUACCUCAACUCCGUGGUCCAGGUGCUCUUCAGCAUCCCUGACUUCCAGAGGAAGUAUGUGGAUAAGUUGGAGAAAAUCUUUCAGAAUGCACCAGCGGACCCUACCCAGGACUUCAGCACCCAGGUAGCCAAGCUGGGCCAUGGUCUCCUCUCAGGAGCGUAUUCGAAGCCAACACCAGAGUCACCUGAUGGAGAGCAGGGCCCAGAACAAAAGGAAGUUCAAGAAGGCAUCGCCCCUCGGAUGUUCAAGGCCCUCAUUGGCAAGGGUCACCCGGAGUUCUCCACCAACAGACAGCAGGAUGCCCAGGAGUUCUUUCUUCACCUCAUCAACAUGGUGGAGAGGAAUUGCCGGAGCUCUGAGAACCCGAACGAAGUGUUCCGCUUCUUGGUGGAGGAGAAGAUCAAGUGCCUGGCCACUGAGAAGGUGAAGUACACCCAGCGAGUAGACUACAUCAUGCAGCUGCCAGUGCCCAUGGACGCGGCCCUCAACAAAGAGGAGCUUCUAGAAUAUGAGGAAAAGAAGCGGCAAGCCGAGGAGGAGAAGCUGCCACUGCCUGAGCUGGUGCGGGCCCAGGUGCCCUUCAGCUCCUGCCUGGAGGCCUAUGGUGCCCCUGAGCAGGUGGAGGACUUCUGGAGCACAGCCCUGCAGGCCAAGUCAGUUGCUGUCAAGACCACACGUUUUGCCUCAUUCCCCGACUACCUGGUCAUCCAGAUCAAGAAGUUCACCUUUGGCUUAGACUGGGUGCCCAAGAAACUGGAUGUGUCCAUUGAGAUGCCAGAGGAGCUUGACAUCUCCCAGCUGAGGGGCACCGGGCUGCAGCCUGGUGAGGAGGAGCUGCCCGACAUUGCCCCGCCCCUGGUCACGCCGGACGAGCCCAAAGGUAGCCUUGGUUUUUAUGGCAACGAAGACGAAGACUCCUUCUGCUCCCCUCACUUCUCCUCUCCGACAUCACCCAUGCUAGAUGAGUCAGUCAUCAUCCAGCUGGUGGAGAUGGGCUUUCCCAUGGACGCCUGCCGCAAAGCUGUGUACUACACAGGCAACAGCGGCGCCGAGGCCGCCAUGAACUGGGUCAUGUCGCACAUGGACGAUCCAGACUUCGCCAACCCCCUCAUCCUGCCUGGCUCCAGUGGGCCAGGCUCCACCAGUGCAGCGGCCGAGCCUCCGCCGGAGGACUGUGUGAGCACCAUCGUCUCCAUGGGCUUUUCCCGGGACCAGGCCCUGAAGGCUCUGCGUGCCACGAACAACAGCUUAGAGCGAGCCGUGGACUGGAUCUUCAGUCACAUUGAUGACCUUGAUGCAGAGGCCGCCAUGGACAUCUCAGAAGGCCGCUCAGCUGCCGACUCCAUCUCUGAAUCUGUGCCAGUGGGACCCAAAGUCCGGGACGGCCCUGGAAAAUAUCAGCUGUUUGCCUUCAUUAGUCACAUGGGCACCUCUACUAUGUGUGGUCACUACGUCUGCCACAUCAAGAAGGAAGGCAGAUGGGUGAUCUACAAUGACCAGAAAGUGUGUGCCUCUGAGAAGCCGCCCAAGGACCUGGGCUACAUCUAUUUUUACCAGAGAGUGGCCAGCUAAGGGCCUGCCCCAACUCCCCUCCACUGCGGGAUGGACUUCGGCCCCCCUGCUCUGGACCCUUUUUCUUUUUGUCCCCAGCAGCAGGGAAGAAGCUAGAGGCCACAGGAGAGUGGCCACACCAAGCAGGGGAGGCACUGAGAGACUUUGGGGGAGGGGGUUGUGAACCAGGAAUGGGACGGAGGGGCCCAGCCGCCUACCUGUGAGGAGACUUCAUUGCUUUCCCUGCCCUGGACCCCACAAUGCUCUGCUUCUCUGUCCACCUGCCCAGCCUCUGGGAUGGAGGGGGGGAUUAUCUGUGUGUGUGUGUGGGUGUAGCUUUGUGCAGCCUGUGCCCCCCCCCCCCCCCCCCGUCCUUGUUUGUUUGCUCCCCAUGUGGUUGGGAAAGGAGAGGUGCGAGGGAAAUGGGGACCUCACCCUCCUGCCUUGGUCUCUCCACACCCUGUCUCUUCCCUGUCCUUCUCUUGGAAAAUGCCAAAACACAUGAUGUGAAUAAAAGUACAGUAGCUAA